AUGGCGACGAAAGUCGCAAAAGUGACGGUGGAACGUCUAGACGCGGAAAAGGUCUCCGCAACAGACUCGGACGGGAGUCUCAUUUCUGCCCGUUCCAUGCGCUCGACCCGGUCAAUGCGCUCGACCCGGUCUCGAUCACGCUCACACUCCCCAAUGAGUGAGAGCCGCUUCUGGAGCCCUGGAAGCAAGAGACGGCGCCUUUCGAAUGAAAGGUCACGAUCUAGGUCGCCGAAUGUUGACGAUGGUCAAAGUACCUCGGCAAUUGUGGCACCUACACGCAGAGGAAGAGGCCGGCGCCCUACCACGGGAGAAUACGUUGGCUAUGCAAAGGCUAUUGAAGAGGUCAAUAAGGCGAAACGUGAACAGCUGCGGCUUCGCGACGAAGAAGAGGCGGAGGACUUUUGUCGGUCUUUUAGAACCCGCCAAGUGAGACUGUCGGAAACGUCCACCGACGAGGAUGUGAACCUCAACGAUCGCGUCCGUAACAGCCUGGAAGCCAUCGAGAUGGUGGCCAAAAAGUCCAGUCAUCUCAAGGGUACCUUUCAAAAAACCCUGAAGGACUCGGCCAAGGUCAUGAAGGAGGUCUUUGAGAUACUGAGGACACACUCGGUAUCCGACGAAACCCGGCAAUUAGAGGCAGAGAACAAGCGCCUCAAAGCGGAACUGGUAGAUGUCCGCUCUGAGCUCCGGAAAAUUCGCGAGGACAUGCAACGCUUUGAAAUGUUGCAUCGGAGCUCGCUUCCCACAGAGGAAAUGGACGUGGUUCAAUCUGCGCCGUCGGGACCUCAUCCAUCGGCGCCACCCAAAAGAAGGCUAAGCCUAACGAACCUGCGGCCCUAG
This is a messenger RNA of Cydia pomonella (codling moth), 840 nucleotides long. Its product is annotated as arginine and glutamate-rich protein 1-B-like. The transcript has a single exon. The record is from RefSeq and is a predicted model, not a curated record. NCBI's taxonomy places the organism in Eukaryota, Metazoa, Arthropoda, Insecta, Lepidoptera, Tortricidae. The coding region runs from base 1 to 840 and encodes 279 amino acids.